Bombina bombina (fire-bellied toad) is the source of this 4026-nucleotide messenger RNA. It is a transcript of the gene CAPN7, whose product is annotated as calpain 7. The record is from RefSeq and is a predicted model, not a curated record. NCBI's taxonomy places the organism in Eukaryota, Metazoa, Chordata, Amphibia, Anura, Bombinatoridae. Gene Ontology annotation, biological process: proteolysis. The transcript is spliced from 21 exons. Gene Ontology annotation, molecular function: calcium-dependent cysteine-type endopeptidase activity. The coding region runs from base 1346 to 3787 and encodes 813 amino acids.
GGGCAGGGUAGAACAUGACAGCGCAAACAUCUUCCUAGCCCACCGCUGCAGCAGAACUGUCAAUCUAGCAAAAAAGUCUCACCCCUCUCAACUAGGACUUUACACUUUAAGUUAAUAUGUAUUUAUAACUAGAACACACAAGUAAAGGCUGUGCAUUGACUGUUCAUUGUCCUGCAGAGAGUUGGUAUAAUGAACUAGUUAAUAGAAGUGGGAAGGAAGUUUGUUUAUAAAUGGGGAGGAGAGUGCAUCAUCGUUAUUCCUGAUUCCUCCUUCUUGUUUUAUGAAGCGUCCUACAAAGGAGGAAAUGGAAGUGUGCCCGAGAUAUAUAAACACGGUGGUCUAUAGACAAGGGUCUAUGUAACAGCACAGGAUCAGCCAAUAGACCGCACUAGUUGUGAAAUAAACCUGACGAUAAAUACAGAUUGGACGAUAAAGGCAAAGCAAAUGCAGGGAAAUAUAUCAUUGUCAUCACUUUACAAACAAGGAUCGCUCAGAGGGAUAUUGAAGAAGGAAACCCCUCACAUUUUGCAUCUGUUUCUGUGCACUCUGGAGCAGAAUACAUCAGAUUAACUCUGAUUUGGAAUACAGUCUGGAUUAUUAAAAGGAGAUUUGGGGAUAAUUGAGGAAUAAUAGAGCUGUAAUGUGCUGUACAAAAAUAAAACGUGUUUACAUAGCAGACUUUAAUGCAAAUGUGGCACCUUAAAAUAAGUCAUUGCCCCAAUGGAUAGGUUGAGGAUUGGAUUAUGAAAUGGUCCUAAAAUAGUCUUGGUAAUUUAUCAUGAUGCAUAGUUUGUUACACAUGCUGCACAGACUGGACACAACAUUAUAAAAACAAAUCUACAGCUCUGUAGUGAUUUUAUUACACAGUAUACUGAUUCAGUUCCAGGCAACUGUAACUGUUGAAAACCUGGAACCUGGAGUAAUAGUUUUCUAGGAAGACGAGUAGCUUUUUACCACUCAUAAUACAUUUAUAGGAUGAGAUUUAGUUUUACAGCCUCUGUCUGAGACACAACAAUCUGGGAGCUACAGCAAUUUACUGAAACAAAUCUUAGUUGUGUAACUGGAUUUACAAUGUAUACAAUUUAUCUAGUUGAAAAUUAAAUAUUAAAACCAAUGACUAUUUAUAGCACCAAAUUAAGGUAAACUACAUUCCAAGACCUGGAUUAGCAGCACCCAAUGAGACAAAUUAUAAUCCCGGAACUGAACUGAAUUUACAGCAUUGAACUGAAAGAGGAAUCCAAUUGUAAUACUAAUAGCUGGGCAUGCAGUUAUUAUUACCCAGUUGAUAUAUUUUAUUUUUUUUGCUCACAUUAGUUUUACUUUAGCUCUCUUUUCUUCUGACAUCAUGGAUGCCUCUGUCCUCGAAGUGGAUGCAUUAAAAUUUGCCAAACUGGCAGUGGUGAAUGACCAAGCUGGGAAGUACAGAGAUGCUGUGUUCUUUUAUAAGGAAGCAGCACAAGCUUUGAUUUACGCUGGUAUGGCUGGUUCAACACUUGAAAACAUACAAGACAAAGUAAACGAGUACUUGGAGAGAGUAGAAGCAUUGUAUAAUGCAGUCCAAGCACAUAACGUGGACCCACUGAAGUCAAAGCAGCAGUUGGACUUAGAACGAGCCCAUUUUCUGGUUACUCAGGCAUUUGAUGAAGAUGAUAAAGGCAACGCAGAAGAGGCAAUAGAACUUUACACAGAAGCAGUAGAGCUGUGUCUCACAACGUCUAAUGAAACUACAGAUCAGACCCUACAAACAAAACUCAAACAGCUGGCUAGACAAGCGUUAGACAGAGCAGAAUCACUGAAAGAGUCAACAUCCAAAAUUGCAGCUAAAGAGAAGACAACUGCAGCUAAAUCAAACCAGCCUGCAAGGACCUACUUUCCUCUGGGUCCUGAUUUUAGCUUAAAUGAUAAGUCACAACCUGUCAGGCCUGCACAAAGAAAUGAGGCCCCUCAUCAGAGGUAUACAGCAGAAGAAAUAGAAGUACUCAGGAAAACAUCCAAAAUAAAUGGUAUUGAGUACGUGCCUUUCAUGAGCGUUGACCUACGGGAGCGUUUUGCCUUCCCAAUGCCAUUCUCGGAUAAACGUGGAAAACUGGCGCUAUCUCCCAAACAGAAAGCCAUAUUCUCGCGAUGGGUGAGACCAGAUGAGAUAUCAAACAACCCCACUAUGAUCUACACAGUGUCCAGCUUCAGCAUAAAGCAGACAAUUGUGUCAGAUUGUUCCUUUGUGGCCUCACUUGCGAUUAGUGCCGCUUAUGAGAGACGCUACAACAAAAAACUAAUUACAAGCAUCAUUUACCCACAAAAUAAAAGAGGAGAACCAGAAUAUAAUCCUUGUGGGAAAUACAUGGUCAAACUGCACAUUAAUGGCGUCCCUAGAAAGGUCAUAAUAGAUGACUUUUUGCCUGUGGACCACAGUGGAGAGCUCCUCUGCUCGUACUCCAAUAACAAAAAUGAAUUGUGGGUGUCCCUUAUAGAAAAAGCCUACAUGAAAGUAAUGGGAGGAUAUGAUUUUCCAGGAUCCAAUUCAAAUAUUGAUUUGCACGCACUAACAGGGUGGAUCCCAGAGAGAAUCGCUAUGCACUCUGACAAUCAAACCUUUGACAAGCAAAGCACUUUCAGAAUGUUAUACCAAAGAUUCCAUAAAGGUGAUGUACUCAUUACUACAGCUACAGGGGUGAUGUCUGAGGAGGAAGGAGAGAAGUGGGGCCUAGUUCCCACACAUGCCUAUGCCGUCUUAGACAUAAGAGAAUAUAAGGGCUUGAGAUUUCUUCAGCUUAAAAAUCCCUGGAGUCAUUUACGAUGGAAAGGGCGAUUCAACGAAAAAGAUGAGAGAAGUUGGACACCAGAACUGCAGAAAUAUCUCAACUUUGACCUUAGAACUGCUCAGAAAAUUGACAAUGGUAUUUUCUGGAUCACAUGGGAAGAUCUGUGUCAAUAUUAUGAUGUCAUCUAUUUAAGUUGGAGCCCAGCUCUUUUCAAAGACUCAACAUGCAUUCACAGCACUUGGGAUGCAAAGCAAGGUCCAAUGAAAGAUGCCUACAGCCUCGCAAACAAUCCUCAGUACAAACUAGAAGUACAUUGCCCUAAAGGAGGGGCUGCAGUAUGGAUCCUGCUGAGCAGGCACAUCACUGACAAGGAUGACUUUGCACGGAACACAGAGUUUAUUACAUUGGUAGUUUACAAGUCAGAUGGCAAAAAAAUUUACUACCCAGCUGACCCUGCACCUUACAUUGAUGGAAUCCGUAUUAAUAGCCCCCAUUACUUAACUAAAAUGACACUGAACACGCCUGGAACCAACACAUUUACUUUGGUUGUAUCUCAGUAUGAGAAGCAAAAUACUAUUCACUAUACUUUGAGGGUGUAUGCUGCUUGCAAGUUUACAUUUUCCAAAAUUCCAACCCCAUACACCAUUAACAAGAGGAUUAAUGGACAAUGGAAAGGCCAAAGUGCUGGAGGCUGUGGAAAUUUUAAAGAUACUCACAAAAAUAAUCCAAUAUAUCAAUUUCACAUGGAGAAAUCUGGACCAUUGCUGAUAGAGCUGAGAGGACCAAGGCAGUACAGUGUUGGAUUUGAAGUUAUUACUGUAUCUGCAGUAGGUGAUCCUGGGCCGUCAGCUUUCCAGAAAAAAGGCAGUGGUGAUUACAGGUGUGGGUUCUGCUAUUUGGAGAUUGAGAAUAUACCUUCAGGUACUUACAACAUUAUACCCACCACAUUCUUGCCAGCUCAGGAGGGUCCUUUCUUUUUGGACUUCAACAGUGCAAUCCAUAUUAAGGUAUCACAGCUACAGUGAUCAGCACGCUAAAAAAAAAGUGGGGUUGUCUCAGCUGGGAGUUUCCAUAGCGCAUGCAUGGUGUGGAAUCUGAAGCCAAGAAGAGCUUGUUAUGCAUAAACCAACUGCUGCCAUUAUUCUCAUCAGAUAUCUUUUUCUAUGAAAGGAUGAAAAGGACACGUGCUGCAGAUUAUACUAUAAUAUAUGUACUUGAAUAUUUUAUUGACAAAUAGUACUAUAAAGAAUAUUUUUUGACCAUG